This is a messenger RNA of Exophiala oligosperma, 1901 nucleotides long. RefSeq lists its product as uncharacterized. The coding region runs from base 82 to 1848 and encodes 588 amino acids. The transcript is spliced from 4 exons. The record is from RefSeq and is a predicted model, not a curated record. NCBI's taxonomy places the organism in Eukaryota, Fungi, Ascomycota, Eurotiomycetes, Chaetothyriales, Herpotrichiellaceae. Gene Ontology annotation, molecular function: GTP binding. Gene Ontology annotation, cellular component: nucleolus.
UGUACCACACUUGCUUCAAGAGAUUUGUGUCAGGGCAGUCUAACACCAGAAGACUAAAGGCCAGACAAGAAACCCAUAGAUAUGGGUGCCCGCAAGAAGGAAGCUGCCCGCCGGGAACGGCAGGGCACUUCGACUGAUGGCAUGGCCAACGUCAAGGUCAAAGGCGAGAACUUUUACAGAAAUGCCAAAAAGCUACGAACGUUGAACAUGCUGAAAGACGGCAAAGCACAACGAAAUGCAGAAGGGAAAAUCACAAAAGCCGCCUCAUACCAAUCGCGAGAAAUUCCUAAGGCACGCGUCGAACCGAAUAGGAAAUGGUUCGGCAACACCAGAGUCAUAUCGCAGGGAGCCUUGGAUUCCUUCAGGCAGGCAGUCGCCGAAAGAGCAGCCGACCCAUACCAGGUGCUUUUGAAGACGAACAAAUUGCCCAUGAGUCUGAUCCGGGACAAUGAGAACACGAAGAACGGGGUGAAACAGCACCAGGCAAAGAUUGCAGUCGAGUCGGCGCCGUUCUCGGACACCUUCGGCCCAAAGUCUCAACGCAAGCGGGUUAAACUGAGUGCGAGCUCCGUGGCUGACUUGGCCGACGAGUCGGUAAAGAUGCACGACAACUAUCUUGAGAAGCUGGAAGAGAAUAAACUGCUUAGUGGCAAGACAGCGGAAGAAAUGCAAGGACAGGAUGAUGGCGAGCUCACCACUGCAAGGGAGCCCAUCUUCUCAAAAGGGCAGAGCAAACGUAUUUGGAACGAGCUCUUCAAAGUCAUCGACUCCUCAGAUGUGGUCAUUCACGUACUCGAUGCUCGAGAUCCGGAGGGUACAAGAUGUCGCAGUGUGGAAAAAUACAUCCGCGAAGAAGCACCACACAAGCAUUUGAUUUUCGUCCUAAACAAAUGCGACUUGGUACCUACUAAGAUCGCGGCUCAAUGGGUGAGAAUGCUUUCCAAGGAAUAUCCCACGCUGGCGUUCCACGCGUCGAUGACGAACAGCUUCGGCAAGGGGUCCUUGAUCACCCUGUUACGACAGUUCUCGGUGCUGCACGCCAGCCGAAAACAAAUCUCCGUGGGCUUCAUCGGAUACCCAAACACCGGCAAGUCGUCCAUCAUCAACACCCUCCGAAAGAAGCGCGUGUGCACUGUGGCGCCCAUUCCCGGCGAGACCAAAGUCUGGCAGUACAUCACGCUGAUGAAGAGGAUAUACCUCAUCGACUGUCCUGGUGUCGUGCCGCCCAGUCAGGGUGACACGGAGGAAGACAUCCUGCUACGUGGCGUGGUGCGGGUGGAGAACGUCGAACAUCCUGCGCAGUACGUCGAGGCUGUUCUACGGCGGGCCCAGACGCGCCACAUUGAAAGGACGUACGAGAUCAAAGCGUCCGACUGGAACGACGAUCCUAUGGAGUUCCUCGCCAUUCUCGCCCGAAAAGGUGGUCGUCUUCUCAAAGGCGCUGAGCCGGACGUCGAUGGCGUCGCCAAGAUGGUGCUGAAUGAUUUCCUCCGUGGGAAGAUCCCUUGGUUCACGCCGCCUCCGAGGAGCGGCGAGGCAGCCCAAUCGUCCACGGCCGAUGACUCUGCCGAGGUCGUAGAAGGCCGCGAAGGCAGACUGGGCGAGAUGCCUGGAAAGAGAAAAGUGGAUGUCUCGGGCGUUGACCAAGACGACGAGGAAGAGGCGGACGACGAUGACCAAGAGUCACAAGCGGAAGAUGCUUCCGAUUCGGCUGAGAGUGGUGAUGACGAUGACGAUGAAGAAUCAGGCUCUUCAGACAAGGAAGUGGAUGACUUUGAGCAGUUUGACGACGAUGACGAUGCUACGAGUAACGACACGAACGAGGACGAUGGGGGCACUCGAGUAUAGAAAAAAAAUAGAUAGUCCACAACAUACAUCCAAUACUUGAUCCGAGAUCCGAG